Molecule: messenger RNA, 3962 nt
Organism: Gossypium raimondii (Peruvian cotton)
Lineage: Eukaryota; Viridiplantae; Streptophyta; Magnoliopsida; Malvales; Malvaceae
Product: phytochrome E
Exons: 4
Coding region: 195-3578 (1127 amino acids)
Biological process (GO): protein-tetrapyrrole linkage; regulation of DNA-templated transcription; red, far-red light phototransduction
Molecular function (GO): phosphorelay sensor kinase activity; photoreceptor activity; protein homodimerization activity
Source: RefSeq, a predicted model, not a curated record
UUCAUGUUUUAAAGGUGAGAGAUAAAAAGAAAGGGGAAAAAAGAGUGUGAAAGGGUUAUUAAUCAAUCAUCCAACAAAAAAACACAGUGAGUGUGGCAAAAGCAAAGGCAUGGUGACGAUAAAGUUUCAGCUACUUCUUACACAACGGCCAUGCUUUUGUUUGUACUAAAUAUUCUCACAGAUUCCUACAAGAAAUGGAAGUUGAGAGUGGAGAAAGAGGAAAACAACCCAAAAGAGAAAGACCCGUUGCUGCUUUGUCAUCAUCAGCUGCGAGUAAUAUGAAAUCUAUGGAUAAAGGGAAACUCAUUGCUCAAUACAAUGCGGAUGCUGGGCUUAUGGCUGAGUUUGAGCAGUCUGGUGUGUCGGGUAAGUCCUUUAACUAUUCAAAAUCGGUUCUUUAUGCUCCACAUAGUGUGCCUGAAGAACAAAUAACUGCUUAUCUGUCGAGAAUCCAAAGGGGUGGUUUGGUUCAACCUUUUGGUUGUAUGAUUGCUGUUGAAGAACCCAGUUUUAGGAUCAUUGGUUAUAGUGAGAAUUGUUUUGGGUUGUUGGGUUUGGAUUUGGAUAGUGAGGAUGAAAUUAAAGGGGUGAAGAGUUUGAUUGGGAUUGAUGUGAAAAGCCUUUUCACGCCUGCAUCAGGUGCUUCUUUGGCAAAAGCUGCCGCAUCUAGAGAGAUUUCAUUGUUAAACCCGAUUUGGGUUUAUUCAAGGAGCACUCAAAAGCCAUUUUAUGCUAUUUUGCAUAGAAUUGACGUGGGGAUUGUGAUUGAUUUAGAGCCUGCUCGGUUAGGUGAUCCGGCAUUGUCGGUUGCUGGUGCUGUGCACUCACAGAAACUCGCUGUUCGGGCGAUUGCUAGGUUGCAGUUGCUUCCUGGUGGUGAUAUCGGAGUAUUGUGUGAUACGGUUGUGGAGGAUGUUCAGAAGCUUACGGGCUAUGACAGGGUUAUGGUGUAUAAGUUCCAUGAUGAUGGUCAUGGUGAAGUUGUAUCAGAAAUCAGGAGGUCUGAUUUAGAGCCUUAUUUGGGUUUGCAUUACCCUGCUACAGAUAUCCCUCAAGCUGCUCGUUUCUUGUUCAAGCAGAAUCGCGUUAGGAUGAUCUGUGACUGCCAUGCAAAUCCGGUUAAGGUCAUUCAAAGUGAUGAGUUGAAACAGCAUCUCUGCUUGGUCAAUUCAACCCUUAGGUCGCCCCAUGGUUGUCACACACAGUACAUGGCAAAUAUGGGCUCGAUUGCCUCGUUAGUGAUGGCAGUUGUUAUAAAUGGUAACGAUUCAACAAAGCUUUGGGGACUGGUUGUCUGUCAUCAUACUUCGCCGCGCUAUGUGCCAUUCCCCCUUCGUUAUGCCUGUGAAUUUCUCAUGCAGGCAUUUGGACUGCAGCUAUACAUGGAACUUCAAUUAGCAUCACAACUAACUGAGAAGAAGAUUCUAAGGGCUCAAACCUUACUUUGUGAUAUGCUUCUCCGUGAUGCCCCGUUUGGUAUUGUGACACAAUCCCCUAAUAUCAUGGACCUUGUAAAGUGUGAUGGGGCUGCACUUUACUACAGAGGGAAAUGUUGGUUGCUGGGUGUUACUCCAACUGAGUCGCAGGUAAAAGAUAUAGCUCAGUGGCUGCUCACCACUCAUGAGGAUUCUACUGGACUGAGCACUGAUAGUUUGGCCGAUGCUGGCUAUCCUGGUGCUGCUUUACUGGGUGAUGCAGUUUGUGGUAUAGCUACUGCCCGAAUCACUUCAAAGGAUUUCUUGUUCUGGUUCAGGUCUCAUACUGCAAAGGAAGUGAAAUGGGGAGGAGCCAAGCAUCACCUGGAGGACAAGGAUGAUAGUGGAAGAAUGCAUCCAAGAUCAUCGUUUAAUGCUUUUCUUGAAGUGGUGAAAAGUAGAAGUUUGCCUUGGGAGAUUCCAGAAAUUAAUGCUAUUCACUCUUUACAGCUGAUAAUGAGAGAUUCAUUUCAAGACAUGGAAGAGAGUGGCUCCAAGGAGUUAGCUUGUGGCCAGCAAAAUGAUACUGAGACGGAGGGAAUCAAUGAAAUCAUCUCAGUGGCAUAUGAAAUGGUUAGAUUGAUUGAGACUGGAACAGCUCCAGUCUUUGGAGUUGACACAGCUGGUAUCAUAAAUGGUUGGAAUGCAAAAGUUGCAGAAUUGACAGGUUUACAAGCCGAUCAUGCAAUCGGGAAAUCCCUAGCUGAUGAAGUUGUUCAUGAAGAUUCUCGAGAAGUGUACGAAAAUCUCAUAGGAAGAGCUUUGCAAGGUGAGGAAGACAAGAAUGUUGAGUUAAAACUCAGAAAUUUCAAGCCUCAUCGGAAAAAUGCAGUAGUUUAUAUCGUGGUCAAUGCCUGCACAAGCAGGGAUUACGCAAAUGAUAUCAUUGGUGUAUGCUUUGUGGGUCAAGAUAUCACAUCUGAGAAAGUCGUGCUGGAUAAGUUCAUCCGUUUGCAAGGAGAUUAUAGGGCUAUCAUACAAAGUCUUAGCCCUUUGAUCCCUCCGAUAUUUGCUUCUGAUGAGAAUACUUGCUGUUCUGAAUGGAAUGCAGCCAUGGAAAAACUGACUGGCUACAGCAGAAAUGAGGUCAUAGGUAAAAUGCUAGCUGGAGAAAUCUUUGGAGGUUUAUGUCAGCUCAAAGGCCAGGACUCGAUGACUCGAUUUAUGAUCAUGUUGUAUCAAGGAAUUAGUGGUCGGAAUGCUGAGAAGUUUCCCUUCAGCUUUUUCGAUAGAAAAGGGGAAUUUGUGGAGGUUUACAUAGUGGCAAACAAGCGGACUGCUGCUGAUGGGAACAUAAUUGGUUGCUUCUGCUUCUUACAGGUUAUUGUGCCUGACAUGCAGCAAGCUAGUGAAGAACACAAGCAAGAAGACAAAGAGUUGUUUACGAAACUUAAGCACUUAGUUUACAUGCGACAAGAGAUGAAAAAUCCUUUGAAUGGCAUUAGAUUUACCCACAAACUUUUAGAAACUACAGCCAUUUCUGAAAAUCAGAAGCAAUUCCUUGAGACUAGUGAUGCUUGUGAAAGACAGAUCUCGGCAAUAAUUGAGGAUAUGGACUUUCGAAGCAAUGAUGAAGGCAUGGAGCUGAGCAUGGAAGAAUUUGUUCUAGGGAACGUUCUCGAUGCUGUCGUCAGUCAAGUCAUGAUUUUGAUUAAAGAAAGGAACUUACAACUCUUUCACGAAACUCCGAAGGAAAUCAUGGCGCUAUCUUUAUACGGUGAUCGAAUUAGGCUCCAGCUAGUCCUAUCGGAUUUCUUGCUUAACAUGGUGCAUCAUGCUCCUUCUCCAGAUGGAUGGGUAGAAAUCAAGAUUUCACCAGGUCUAAAGCUACUACGAGAUGGUAACGAGUUUCUCCGAUUACAAUUCAGGAUGACUCACCCAGGUAAAGGCCUUCCUUCCACUCUUAUUCAAGAAAUGCUCGAGAGCGGAAAUAGUUGGACGACGCAGGAAGGACUAGGGCUAAACAUGUCGCGGAAGCUUCUAAACAGGAUGAAUGGACAUGUUCAGUAUGUCAGGGAACAUAACAAAUGUUACUUCCUCGUUGAUCUCGAAAUCAAAACGAAAGGAAGACAAAAAGCAUCACUAGUAGAACAACACUACUAAUCUCUUCAAAGAAACCCUCUCUGCUCUAAGUAUGCAUCAAUGGGGUCACAUAGAUUUUCAUGAGGUAUGAGAAUUGAGAAUAAUCAUGUGAGCACCCAAAGCCAACAACUUCAUGAGGUGAAGCCUGUUUGUCCAUCAAUGCUGGUAUGAGAAUUGAGAAUAAUCAUGUGAGUACAUACAUACAUAUUCUAUAUCUAUACUAUAUAUAUUAUAUAUGUGUAUAUACAUUUCUUUGUUUCAGCAUAAAGCGAAAUGGAGAGAAGAUGCUGGGGUUUGCUAGCUGAAAAUAACAAGUUGAAAUGUAAGAAACCCCGUGAUAUUUGUGUAAUAAUGGUGGCAAUGUAGAAGUGAGCCUGCUCGUAUCAGAAAAAUUAACUUCAGAUA